Molecule: messenger RNA, 423 nt
Organism: Aspergillus udagawae
Lineage: Eukaryota; Fungi; Ascomycota; Eurotiomycetes; Eurotiales; Aspergillaceae
Product: histone H2B family protein
Exons: 4
Coding region: 1-423 (140 amino acids)
Biological process (GO): nucleosome assembly
Cellular component (GO): nucleosome
Molecular function (GO): DNA binding; protein heterodimerization activity; structural constituent of chromatin
Source: RefSeq, a predicted model, not a curated record
AUGCCUCCCAAAGCUGCCGAGAAGAAGCCUAGCACUGGUGGCAAGGCGCCCGCUGGAAAGGCUCCUGCUGAGAAGAAGGAAGCCGGCAAGAAGACCGCUGCUGCUGCCACUGGCGACAAGAAGAAGCGUGGCAAGACUAGGAAGGAAACCUACUCCUCCUACAUCUACAAGGUUCUCAAACAAGUUCACCCUGACACUGGUAUCUCGACUCGUGCCAUGUCUAUCCUGAACUCUUUUGUCAAUGAUAUCUUUGAGCGCGUCGCCACGGAGGCAUCGAAGCUUGCUGCUUACAACAAGAAAUCCACCAUCUCGUCGAGGGAGAUCCAGACUUCUGUUCGGCUCAUCCUCCCUGGUGAGUUGGCGAAGCACGCCGUUUCGGAAGGCACUAAGGCUGUCACGAAGUACUCUUCUUCUGCCAAAUAG